Messenger RNA from Penicillium macrosclerotiorum, 1407 nucleotides. RefSeq lists its product as uncharacterized. The coding region runs from base 1 to 1407 and encodes 468 amino acids. NCBI's taxonomy places the organism in Eukaryota, Fungi, Ascomycota, Eurotiomycetes, Eurotiales, Aspergillaceae. The record is from RefSeq and is a predicted model, not a curated record. The transcript has 3 exons.
AUGCCGUACAACACCCGUCGAAAGUCACUAUCACUUCCGUCACUCGGCAUUCAUCUCCCAAAUUCUACCCCCGGCCAAGAAAGUAAAGAGGUCGCACACCUCGUUAUCACCCGAGCCGUCAACCGAGCGUCGGGAAUCUAUCGUGCGCGCCGGCCGGCACGGAGCGUUCGAACACACACCACCCCCUCGCCACUGGACGGUGUCGCCCCUAAGAUCGAUACGGAAGGCAUUCAUGAUGAUAUCGUGGUCGCGGUGAUCGAGCAACUCGAGAAGACCGGCAAUCGCCCCCAUCUCGUCAAAGAAUUGGCCACCGUGCUGAUGGCCUUGAAUGGAACCGUCGCAAAUUCUGCCAAUCCCGCUGCGCUCCUUUCAUCGCGACUGGCCGCCUAUAUGAAACGUUCUUGGACGGCUUUGGCGCCAUGCCCGAUCGCGAAGGAACUAAUUUUAAUUCACCCGCGCAAAGUGUACUAUUAUCUAACGACGUUUCCUCGUCAACCCAUUCCGGAACCGUCGGAUGAUGUGAUGGCAGUAGACGGCAAGCAUAUUACUCCCAGCGUGUCAAGUCUCGAUCAAGAUGAGGAGGAUGUGAUCGCGCGCCAGCGCAGUCCCAGUCCCGAAGUGGAUCUUUCGUCGCCGGACUUUGAAGAGGACCAGGAUGCCAACCUUGACCGUUCCGCGGGCCGAGGGUCCCCCUCCGACCAGUUUCCGGACGCGUCUAACCACACUCGUCUCAUGCACUCACACCGUGCGGCCUCGCCGCCCCUGGAGGGCGAUGAGAAGGAAUUCACCCAGACCGCCAGUGCCGUGCGCGAGCGGGCCUCGGAGGAAAAGGCGAAUCAAUCGGCCCGGAGCCUCUCUGUCCUCUCUGAGGGACUCAGCAACAUGGACGACGACAUGAGCAUCUCGGAUUCCCCUGUGACUAGGGGAUCUCUCUCACCCGUGGGAGACCGCAUGUCUGAGGAGGAGUACAGUGAUUACUUCUCCCAGAUGCACUCUUCCCACCACGCGGCGCAGGAUCUGGAUGAAGUGGCUGCUGUCACCCUCUUUGGCACCUCACCCUCGCCCUCGCUGACCUCCGUUGCAUCCUCAGUCUCGUCUGGAACGAGUGACUUGCCGGAUGUCGGAGAGGAUGGUGAGGAGCCGACAGCUCCACAAAUCAGCCUCCCGACCGACCCGGAUGUCGCCCCUGUCUCAUCCCUGAAGCGCUCGCUUGAAAUGCUGAACAGCGGUCUCCCUGACGUCGAUCUGAAGAUGUCCGAUUUGACCGAGUCGCAUAAGAAGCUCACUCUCAGCCCUCGGCUAUUCACCGCGAUGCCUGUGGAGUCUGUCUUCGACUCGUGGAGAGAGUUGCAGAACCCGGAAACCGUCGAGGUCGACGAGCUUGAUGAGAUGUUUGGCGAAAUCUAA